CGGAGCCCCUUCCGCUCGCCGGGGCCCAGUCCCGGAGCGCCCCGGCCCGGCUGGCUUGGGCUGAGGUCCCGGGUCCAUUGUCCGGCGGUCCGUCUGUCCGGAGGCGGGGCCCAGGGACCCAGAGCGCAGCGCAGCGCCGAGGCGCCGGAUACAGAUCACUUGGAUUCAGUCGAGUUUGCUUUGCUCCGUGGGAACUGCACCAGAGCUGGAGGUCUGAAAAAGAACUGUGUUUGAUAUGCAGAUAUGCUAGAAGACUGCCUGAAAGCUGCUUCCUUUGCCACUUCCUGUGGAGGCCUGUCUUUGCCAUUUGCGGUUUCUUUCUUCUUUUGGUUAGCAUCUUGCAAGGAGGUAGUAACAUAUCCAGUCGUGAAACUGGGAAAGACCAGAGCUCUUGCAUCAGGGAAACAUGUCCCGUCGGAAACAGACAAAUCCAAAUAAAGUUCACUGGGAUCAAGUAUUUGCUGGGCUAGAAGAGCAAGCCCGCCAGGCGAUGAUGAAAACUGAUUUUCCUGGAGACCUUGGCAGUCAGCGACAAGCUAUCCAACAACUAAGAGAUCAGGACUCCAGUAGCAGUGACAGUGAGGGUGAUGAAGAGGAGACGACACAAGAUGAAGUCUCUUCCCACACAUCAGAGGAAGAUGGAGGGGUGGUCAAAGUGGAGAAAGAGUUAGAAAAUACAGAACAGCCUGUUGGUGGGAACGAAGUGGUAGAGCACGAGGUCACAGGGAAUUUGAAUUCUGACCCCUUGCUUGAACUCUGCCAGUGUCCCCUCUGCCAGCUAGACUGCGGGAGCCGGGAGCAGUUGAUCGCUCAUGUGUACCAGCACACUGCAGCAGUGGUGAGCGCCAAGAGCUACAUGUGUCCUGUCUGUGGCCGGGCCCUUAGCUCCCCGGGGUCAUUGGGUCGCCACCUCUUAAUCCACUCGGAGGACCAGCGAUCUAACUGUGCUGUGUGUGGAGCCCGGUUCACCAGCCAUGCCACUUUUAACAGUGAGAAACUUCCUGAAGUACUAAAUAUGGAAUCCCUACCCACAGUCCACAAUGAGGGCCCCUCCAGUGCUGAGGGGAAGGAUAUUGCCUUUAGUCCUCCAGUGUACCCUGCUGGAAUUCUGCUUGUGUGCAACAACUGUGCUGCCUACCGUAAACUGCUGGAAGCCCAGACUCCCAGUGUACGCAAGUGGGCCCUACGUCGACAGAAUGAGCCUUUGGAAGUACGGCUGCAGCGGCUGGAACGAGAGCGCACGGCCAAGAAGAGCCGGCGGGACAAUGAGACCCCCGAGGAGCGGGAGGUGAGGCGCAUGAGGGACCGUGAAGCCAAGCGCUUGCAGCGCAUGCAGGAGACAGACGAGCAGCGGGCACGCCGGCUGCAGCGGGAUCGGGAGGCCAUGAGACUGAAGCGGGCCAAUGAAACCCCGGAAAAGCGGCAGGCCCGGCUCAUCCGAGAGCGAGAGGCCAAGCGGCUCAAGAGGAGGCUGGAGAAAAUGGACAUGAUGUUGCGAGCUCAGUUUGGCCAGGACCCUUCUGCCAUGGCAGCCUUAGCAGCUGAAAUGAACUUCUUCCAGCUGCCUGUAAGUGGGGUGGAGUUGGACAGCCAGCUUCUGGGCAAGAUGGCCUUUGAAGAGCAGAACAGCAGCUCUCUGCACUGAACCACACCCUCCUGCCUGCCCUCCUCCCCACCUACCUACCCACCCACGCACACCCACAGCCACGAGGACCAGUGCUGCUGCCACCCACGAGGCCCUGUCCUUGCUGCCAGAGGCAGGCCUGGGUUUAUUGCAGGUGGACCUGAGCAGCCCUUGCAUAUGGGAACAGGAUGAUGGGGUCAGGAGGGACCUGGCUCAAGGCAGCUCUGGACAAGGGAGCAGGCAGUCCAGAGAAUUGGCCUCCCCAGCCCACUGCCACAGGCUGUGCUUCUAGGACUGUGGGGCCCCUGUGUGGCCCAUGAAGUUGUGAAGUCAAAUAAAUUAAUUUUAUCUUUA
Gorilla gorilla gorilla (western lowland gorilla) is the source of this 1978-nucleotide messenger RNA. RefSeq names its product zinc finger protein 821 (gene ZNF821). Gene Ontology annotation, biological process: regulation of transcription by RNA polymerase II. Gene Ontology annotation, cellular component: nucleus. NCBI's taxonomy places the organism in Eukaryota, Metazoa, Chordata, Mammalia, Primates, Hominidae. Bases 407 to 1645 code for a protein of 412 amino acids. Gene Ontology annotation, molecular function: DNA-binding transcription factor activity, RNA polymerase II-specific. The record is from RefSeq and is a predicted model, not a curated record. The transcript has 9 exons.